Magnusiomyces paraingens is the source of this 3003-nucleotide messenger RNA. RefSeq lists its product as uncharacterized. Gene Ontology annotation, biological process: positive regulation of transcription by RNA polymerase II. Gene Ontology annotation, molecular function: RNA polymerase II cis-regulatory region sequence-specific DNA binding; protein dimerization activity; DNA-binding transcription factor activity, RNA polymerase II-specific. The transcript is spliced from 3 exons. The record is from RefSeq and is a predicted model, not a curated record. The coding region runs from base 1 to 3003 and encodes 1000 amino acids. NCBI's taxonomy places the organism in Eukaryota, Fungi, Ascomycota, Dipodascomycetes, Dipodascales, Dipodascaceae.
AUGGGUCGCCGGAAAAUCGACAUUCUGCCUCUUGAGAAUGAACGUAACCGUUCAGUAACAUUUCUUAAGCGCAAGGCUGGUCUUUUCAAAAAAGCUUACGAGCUUGCUGUACUCUGCCAGGUCGACAUCUCUGUCAUCAUAUUUGGCACCAACAACCGUCUUUACGAGUUCUCUUCCACCGAACCAAGAAACAUCAUUUCCAGAUAUCAAUCCACAUCCCCUUAUGAAGCAAAACGGCUCAAGGAUUAUUCUCGCGAUAAGUCCGAUCCAAACUCAAAGCACGACGACGAUGAUGACGACUAUGACGAUGACGAUGACAUUGGGUCUAACCAUACAAACCGUCCUUCUGCUGGCCAUGGCUCAAACCACAAUGCCAGUAAUAUCUCAACCACGGCAACACCAUCACCAAAUGUCACCAAGAAAAAAAUAAAGACCCACUCCCGAUCCUCUUCUCAAGUCUCAAUCACAACAGCAUCACCUCACGUCCAGCAAAAUAACAUCUCCGCUUCUUCCACACCUAAUAUUAAUGCAUCUUCUUUAUCAAGUGAUAAACUUGGAGGCCCAAGUAGUGGUGGCAAUCAUUCCAAGAAAUCAUCUCUUUCUCAUAUUUCCAUAAAGUCUGAAGACCCUUAUACUUCUGCAACUGCUCAACAUCAAAUUCAGCAACAGCAGCAGCAGCAGCAGCAGCAGCAGCAACAGCAGCAGCAGCAGCAACAGCAGCAACAAAUUCAAGCACAACUUUAUUCUGCUCAUUCCAUGAUUCCCCAGCCAUUAGCUACAUCGGCUGCUUCUCUGCAACACCCCCAUGCUGUUAUAUACCCCUCGGUUACUGAUCUCCAGGACCCCAGUAGACAAUCCCAGUUUUACCCUACCACUCUUUAUCCAUCCACAUCCUCUACCAUGGCCACGGCAUCAGCUGCUGCAACAUCAUCAGCCGCAGCUAUGCAACAACAGCAACAACAUGUCCAGGGGUUUGCACGCAUGCCUCACCAACAACAACAACAACCACAGCAGCAACAGAUCCCAACUGGUAUGCAACAGCAUUAUGCUCCACAUCCUGGAUAUAUGAAUCCAAUAUAUGCUCAACAAGUUCAGGCUCAAGCUCAAGCUCAGGCUCAAGCUCAAGCCCAAGCACAGGGCCAAUUCCAGACACAAGGCCAAUUCCAAGCUCAGAUGCAGCAACACCCGUCACGAAUUUAUUCAUACCGUACUAACGGAAUGACGACUGCUGCACCACCCACAUCAACCACCACAGCAGCCAUGCCUCCUGUUUCUGCCGCUUCUGCAGCAGCAGCGGCAGCAGCAGCAGCAAAUAUGCAUCGUUAUCCUGAUGGUAUUAUUUACAGCCGUGAUAUUCAAACCCAACAAUAUUAUCAACAACAACAACAACAGCCCCAAUCUUUGGCUCAAGGCCAGUCUAGUGAAUCUGGAACUAUUUCUGAUAAUAAGCCUUUUAUAUCUCGAUCAAAUGCUCCUGAUGACACCUCUUCUUCAUCGACCCGUACUUCUCUCACAUACCCAGCCCCAGCUCUCCAUCCUAUCCGCACAGUCGACCAUUUCAUGAACCCCCGCUCAUCAGCGUCCCCAUCACCAAUCAAUGGCAAAGGCAUAGGUGGUUUGACUAGUUCCACCUCGGGUACCACAGGUGGUGGACUCCACCCCAGUGGUCCCAGCAUGCGACCUAAGCUCAAAGUCCAAAUCCCUCUUGACCAGACACACGACGGCCAAAUCACCUCGGCCGAGCGGUCAAAAGACCGUACUCUGUCGGAUGACUUGCAAGACAAGUCCAAGGCAGCUGCAGCAGCUGCAGCCGCAAAUGGCACCCAAGGUGGUUCUCACGGAAAUGGCGGAGCCACCGGCGCAGGCGCUGCUGCUUCUUCUUCUUCCAACUCUUCGUCUAACCCCACUUCCUCUUCACAAACAGGUCUUGGCGGUGUCUCUUCGGCAAAUGGGGUGGGUGGAAUCGGUGCCUCUUCUUCCUCUUCUUCUUCCUCUAAUAAUGGUCCUCUCACUGCUUCUCUUUCCAAUAGUAACUCCUCCGGGGUAUACCUUCCUCCACCAUCUCCUUCCAACUACCUCAACCCCAGUGCGGCUGGACUCGGCCCUCCCAACCCUUUCAGUCGGCACCCCCUUGUGUCAAAUAAUGGUGAGCAGACGCCGCUUUCCGCCGCACUCCCGUCUCGGGUCAUGUCGGAUCUUCUCCCAUCACCAUACCCUUAUGGAGAUUGGAAUUUUAACGUGGCUUUCAGUGGUCCAAGUAGCAGCAGUGGCGUUUCAGCCCCCUCAACUUCUCUUGGAAUUCACUCGAUUACAGGUGGAAGCAGUGGUGGUGGUGGUGCUGGCACUAGCAGUUCUGGUAGCACCAACGGAGGGUCUGGUAGUAACACUAGCAGCGGUGGAAGUAAUAGCACUGCAAACAAUAAUGGGGCUAAUAGCAACAAUAACAAUAACAAUAACAAUAAUAAUAACAAUAACAACAACAGCAGUAGCAGUAGCAGUAGCAACAAUAAUAGUAAUAGCAACAGUCAAUCAGGUCCUACAGCUUUGCCUUCCGCAACAAGUUUGACUGCUCCAUACUUUAGCCUUGGUGGGCCUAGUCGUUACCAUCUUGGGUCAGAUAUCUUGCAGUCCCCGUUGCAGUUUAAUACACCAGUAGUUACAACGUCAUUACAAUCGCUUAGCGACACGCGUUCACCCACAACCACUUCAUCAUCGAGCGCUGUUGGAAACAACAGCAGCGGGUCUGCAAGUGGUUCUGGAGCAGGCCCAGAAGCAGGCCCCAGCGCAACUUCAGGAACAAGCGCUGGCGUAGAUGCUAAUGGUUCCAACUCGAGCUCAUUAGCACAAGAAUCAGAGAGUGGUAACGGUAACGACACUGAAACUAUAGGUUCUACAUCAGGAGCAGGGUCUAGCAUUGGAGAAAGUUCAAGUGGAUUGAAACGCGAGGUGCCUAUUGGUGCAAUUAGUCCUCCAGAUCCUAAGCGAAUCAAGACGUCUGGAUAA